Tuber aestivum (summer truffle) is the source of this 3469-nucleotide messenger RNA. The record is from the annotation of a GenBank genome assembly. NCBI's taxonomy places the organism in Eukaryota, Fungi, Ascomycota, Pezizomycetes, Pezizales, Tuberaceae.
GAUGGAGUCCAACUCGCAAACUGCACCAACCAGCACUCUGGCGCACAACGGAAAUUUUUUACCGCGCGAUUCAAAUAAUCCUUUGGGGAGGGUCCGGGGUUUCUUUUCUUUCGAUUAUUCACCAACGGACAUCGCGUGGCUCGUUCCGUGGCUCUGUGGCUUUGCCGUCCUUUUGAAGGGGUUUGGGUGUGAUAUACUCGUGGGAGCGCCUAUUACCCGUCUGAUCGAGCUGGCAGUAUGCCGCCAAUAUUUCAACACCCACAACCCCGGCCUUGUUGAUAAAGAUGGCUAUGUUGAAGAAAUUCACUGCAAAGUGGAUGAUAUCCAGGUGGAGAUGGCCUUGAUACUUGGGGUUGCUGGCCUUCUAAGCGCACUUAUCGGUAAGCGUCAGACCACUUUCUUCAAAUCUUCUGGUGUCGGAUUCUCAUAUUCAAACGGGCAAAUUAACGCUGAGCGAUAGAGUUGCUGGUAUCUGUGCCACUAGGGAUUGCGGCCGAUCAAAGAGGCAGAAGAUUUGGUCUGACACUUAAUGCUGUGGGGGGAUUAUGUUAUUACCUGUGGGUCGUUAUCGUUUGUCAGUUGUGCCUGCCACCCAGUAUCCAGGAUCUUGCUCACGCAAUCCGUUCUCGGGAAAAGGUGUAUUCUACAACCUUUUCCCGCCUAGACUAUUGGUUACCUCCUCACUAUUCUACGCUAUCGGUGGAGGUCCUCACAUGUUUUCCGCCUUCAUCCUAGCCAUGAUUGCUGAUGUUACAACUGAAAAACGAAGGUUAGAGAGCCCCUGUGGUUUAUGCCCGAUCACCUCUAACGAGACUAUUUGUACGCCUCUAGGACUCGCCAAUUCUACGUCGUUCAAUCUGUUGUGCAAGUUGUUCAACUAAUAUCUCCGGCUAUCGGCUCCCUGUUUUUGGGCAUUGGGUUGUGGACACCAUUUUAUGUAGGGCUUUCUGCAAUGGUUAUUCUCGUAGGGGUAGUGCUUGUCAUCCCGGAAACUGCUGCUGCUUCCGGGAAUCCCGCACCUUUAUCAACCGAACAGGAUCCCUUGCUUGGCUGCUUAUCCUCUAGCCCCUUCGCACCUACUAUCGCACCGGGGCAUACUGAACAGGAAACAAUCACUGAUGCGCUUGAGACCCCGUCCUCAUACCCCGAGCUUCCGAGUCGUGCUCAAUUUCUUAAUCUGGCGUCGCAUGGACCCAUCAUUCCACUUUCGCUCGCCACUUUCUUUUUUUCAAACAUCUGUCGUGGUUCAUUGAGUGUGCUGCUGCAGUACGUAUCGAAGAGAUACAGCUGGUCGCUUUCUCAGGAAGGUUGAAUUCCGGUCUCAAACCAGUAAAUGCUAACCCAUUGACCAGGCUGGAUACCUGAUUUCAUUAAAGGCCCUUUCCAGCGCUAUCCUGUUUCUGGUCAUCCUACCAUGUCUUACACAUACCCUGACGACGUCCUGGGGCUUAUCUACUCAAAACGCCAACAUAUUAGUGGCAAAGAUAAGCAUCAGCUUACUAACUUUAGGGUGUCUGUUUAUCGGCCUAGCUGCCAAUGUACCAUUACUGAUGAUUGGUAUGAUGACGGCUCACGCAUUCUAUCGUAUUAUUAACUCACAUUGUUAGCACUCUUCAUCAUGUCUUUGGGGUUUGGGUUUGGGACUGUGGUGCAAUCUAUUGUUACUUCCACUGUACGCAAAGACCAAGUUGCUCGGCUCUACUCGGCCAUAUCUAUCGCUGAAACUGCAGGCACCCUAGUCGGCCAGCCCUUACUAGCACUAGGUCUUGCUGUGGGGUUCCGACUCGGUGGUCCAGCAGUUGGGCUUCCAUGGUUUAUGUGUGUAGUGAGUGGGCCUUUGUGUGCGCAUACAUUCCUCCAAGCUAGUUUAACAGUGUACACUGCUUUCAGGUGUUGUACGCCAUUGCCGCGCUCCCAGUUUGGUGGAUGGCGGCUGGAAGCCCGGUACCUGCACGUCUUGUCCCUCAAUCUUGGGUUGGGGAAGAACAUUGAUAGGGUACAAAUUGAUAGAAUGCUAUUGCCUCAAAUACAGAAACGGGUAGGGACCUCUACCUUAAAGAUUUUUUUUUUUUGGAGAAUUGCCAGCACAUAAUAAAAUGAAUUCAAAAAAAUAUUCGACUGAAAAAAAAAAAACUACCAAAUAUGUAGGGGAUUUAGGAAAAUACGCCUUCUAGUGUGUCAUGGGCCCGAUAGUCGCCUGCUUCCUCAGCAUCAAUAUAUGCACGUGCGAGUGGGCAAAGAUCUCUCUUACCGCUCCCCAGCACACCUUCAUAGCCUCUCGCAAACUAACCGCGUCACUUACAACCAUGACAAACCCAACAGAUACGAGCAGGCCACAACUUUGAAUCAUCCAUCCUCUCAUGGCACCCAAAAGUCCACACGGAUUCCACAGCUUGGGUGGGUUCCGUUUCAGGGGUGAUGGGUAGUGUGAUGCUAACCCUACCAACGGUCUUCUCGACGCCGUAGGGGGCGUCGUGGAUCUCAUCGCCAAGCACGGUCAAGCCCACCAAGUCCCCAAUCCCCAGCCCAACCAGCAACUCGUAGAGCUCCCUCACGAAAUCCUGAUCGAACGAGAUGCUCGGGAAAUUCUCCACGCCGGGUGGAUUGAAUCCGAACUCAAUGGGGUAAAGAUGGCCAGCGGAGUAGGCCCACGAUCUGGGGAUCACUUUGCCACCGAAUACCGAGUCCCCGUUGGCCUCCGGGAGUAGCCAGGGGGUGGCUACGCUCCCGAACUCCACUAGCUUCUCCUCUGGUGUCAUGUCAAAGUGUCUAUGCAGGACCAUGACCCCGAGGGUCCUGUGAACGCCAUAGCGGAUGAAAAGGGAUCUUUAAGUUGAUUCGGGGAUUUGUUUUUUCAGUUAGGGCAUGGCCGUCUCGAACGUGUGAACAAGGAAGGAGGGUAUUUUUUUUUUGGGAGACAGGGCAUUGGCUCGUAUACAGACCUGACUUCCCCUAACAUCUCUUUGUCUACGACCCUCUCUUCGAGGCUCCUAUAAGCUUCAUCUAUGUGGUGUAAUUGGGCAAACACUUCGGGGUGGUAUGGAUGGGGAACGUAGACGGAGGCGACCAUUGUUGUUUUAGAGAAGUGAAAGAGGGAUGAGGAGGGAGCAGUAGCAAUAGAGUAGAAAUCGAGAAAUUCAGAUAGGAGGCCAAUUGGAGCAAGGAAAAUGGGGUAAUAGGAAUCUGCCGUCCCCCCUCUCUAUCAGGUGAAGAUGUAGAGCAGAUAUAUGGAUUCCUGAUCUUCCUCACCUUCCUUUCCUCCUUCCAUCCACCAUCGAUCAACCAUUGGGGAGUUUAUAUAACCCCAGAAGCGCUAAACGGUAAUACGUGAUAAUUCCCACCCGGGCCGGGAGGAAGCCUACCUGCCAGUAGGACUUGAACCAAAGGCCUCUCGAACCACCGCCCCUCGGGCUGCGCAGGCGCGGCCACUAACGAGGUUCAAACAAGUUUGCAUCCCCCCCCCCUUCCC